Messenger RNA from Ziziphus jujuba (common jujube), 2867 nucleotides. Its product is annotated as glutamate receptor 3.6-like. Gene Ontology annotation, cellular component: plasma membrane. Bases 6 to 2744 code for a protein of 912 amino acids. The record is from RefSeq and is a predicted model, not a curated record. Lineage: Eukaryota; Viridiplantae; Streptophyta; Magnoliopsida; Rosales; Rhamnaceae. The transcript is spliced from 6 exons. Gene Ontology annotation, molecular function: glutamate-gated receptor activity.
CAACCAUGAACAUAGUUUGGCUUAUGCUCUUGAUGGUUUUCUCCAAUGGGUUGUCUUCUGAUGGGAUUAUUAAUACCGCAAGACCUGGUUUUGUGAACAUUGGGGCUAUUUUAUCUUUGAACUCUACCAUUGGAAAAGUUGCAAAAGUUGCUAUAGAGGCUGCAGUUGAUGACGUGAAUUCCAAUUCAUCAUUUCUCAACGGAACGAAGCUGAGACUUGCAAUGCAAGACACCAAAUACAGUGACUUUCUGGGAAUAGUAGAGGCUUUAAGUUUCAUGGAGAAUGAAACGGUUGCCAUAAUCGGUCCACAAUUCUCAGUCACGGCUCACGUGAUCUCCCAUAUCGCAAACGAGCUUCAUGUUCCUCUACUUUCAUUUGCUGCAACGGAUUCCACUCUGACUUCACUUCAAUUCCCUUACUUUGUAAGGACAACACAGAGUGAUCUCCACCAAAUGGCGGCGGUGGCUGAGCUCGUCGGCUUCUAUGAAUGGAGAGAUGUGAUAGCAAUCUAUGUAGAUGAUGAUUUUGGGAGAAACGGGAUUGCUGCAUUGGGUGAUCAACUGGCUGAGAAACGCUGCAAAAUCUCUUACAAAGCUCCUCUGAGUCCAUAUAAGAACCCUGAAGAAAUUACCUCUGCUCUACUCCAGGUUUCUUUGAUGGAGUCCCGGAUUCUUGUCCUGCACAUUUAUGCUACGUGGGGUCUACAAGUACUUAGACAGGCCAAGAGACUCCAUAUGAUGGACACAGGAUUCGUAUGGAUUGCUACUGAUUGGCUCUCCACCAUAUUAGAGACUGACCCUUCACUCCUUUCAAAGGAUUCAGAUAACCUUCAAGGUGUCCUGACCUUGCGUAUGCACACGCCGGAAUCUCCACGGAAAAUGAACUUCGUUAACCGGUGGAGCAACUUGACAACCAAAGAAAGGAAAGCUAAUGACCCUUUUUGGCUGAACACCUAUGGUCUAUAUGCUUAUGAUACUGUUUGGCUUCUAGCUCAAGCAAUCGACUCAUUUUUCAUCAAUGGAGGGAAAGUUUCCUUCUCGAAUGAUUCGAGCUUGAGGGGAUUACAUAGAGGAAGCAUGCAUCUUGAUGCUAUGAGCAUCUUUGAUGGAGGAGAAUCUCUUCUGCAUAGCAUUUUGCAGGUCAAUACAACUGGUGUAACCGGACCAAUCAGAUUCGACACAGAAAAGAAUAUUGUUGAUCCUGCUUAUGAGAUCAUCAACGUGAUUGGAACAGGGGUUAGGAGGAUCGGUUACUGGUCAAACUUUUCUGGGUUUUCGAUUUCUCCUCCAAGGCAAGGCCUGAAGAUGCAGCUGAAGAAUACAUCCAGUUCUCGCCAACAACUCUACGGUGUGAUUUGGCCUGGACAAACAACUCAGAAGCCUCGAGAUUGGGUUUUCCCUUACAGUGGAAGACAUUUAAGGAUUGGAGUUCCAUUGAGAAUUAGCUACCGCGAGUUUGUCGCGCGUGUCGAUGGCUCAUCUGAUAUGUUUAGUGGAUAUUGCAUUGAUGUGUUUACUGCCGCACUGGAUCAGUUACCAUAUGGAGUCCCAUAUAAGUUUGAUUCAUAUGGUAAUGGCCAUAGUAACCCAUCAACUACAGAUCUUCUUCACAUGAUCGCACAGGGUAACUUUGAUGCCGUGGUAGGCGAUGUUACAAUCACAACAAGCAGAGCAAAGAUGGUGGAUUUUACUCAGCCAUAUAUAGAAUCAGGGUUAGUGGUGGUUGCCCCAAUUAGAAAGUUAAACUCAAGUGCUUGGGCUUUUCUAAGACCUUUCACUCCAAUGAUGUGGUGUGUGACUGGUAUAUUCUUCCUAGUUGUUGGGGCAGUUGUAUGGAUCUUGGAACGUAGGACCAAUAAUGAUUUCCGAGGCCCUCCCAGAAGACAAGUUGUGACAAUUAUGUGGUUUAGCUUUUCAACUUUGUUCUUUUCCCACAAAGAAAGAACUGCAAGCACUUUGGCUCGGUUUGUGCUGAUAAUAUGGCUAUUUGUGGUCUUAGUACUUAACUCCAGUUACACUGCAAGCCUGACCUCAAUACUCACAGUGGAGCAACUAUCUUCACCAGUAAAAGGGAUUGAAAGUUUGGUCACAAGCAAUGAACCAAUAGGCUAUAUGCGUGGUUCAUUUGCCUUAAACUAUCUAACCGAUGAACUAAAUAUCCAUAUGUCCAGACUUGUUCCCUUCGACUCCCCUGAAGAAUAUGAUAAAGCCUUGAAGGCUGGUCCAAGCGGAGGUGGGGUUGCUGCUGUGGUCGACGAGCGUGCUUAUAUGGAGGUUUUCCUUUCUACUCGGUGUGAAUAUAGCAUUGUUGGUCAAGAAUUCAUCAAAAUGGGUUGGGGAUUUGCUUUUCCACGGGACUCACCGCUAGCAAUCGACAUGUCAACAGCAAUAUUGAAAUUAUCAGAGAAUGGAAAUCUUCAAAGGAUUCAUGACAAAUGGCUGAUGAGAAGUGCUUGCAGUUCAGAAGGUGCAAAGCAAGAUGUGGAUCGUCUUCAUAUCAAAAGCUUUGGUGGUCUAUUUCUGUUAAGUGGGAUGGCUUGCAUUCUUGCUCUCCUUCUCUAUCUCAUCAAAAUGAUACGUCAGUUCUUUAAGCAUUCUAGAGAAAACUCUCAAUCUGUAAGUCUUCGUUUGUUUCUUCAAUUCCUUAAUCAAAGAGAAGAAGAUCUACAAAACCGUUCAAAGAGGAGGAGAUCAGAAAGAGCCUCAAAUAGAGUAGUUCAUGAGGAUGGACCAAUCGUCUUUUAGUAACAUAUAUACUAAUUUGUAUUAAUGGACCAAAAAAAUCUUAGCAAGAAAACAAAAAUGGACCAAAAAAAAUCUUCGCUACUUUUUUUUUUUUUUGGGUAAUAUAGUGUAGGAGCAUCUUAA